GCGGCGUUGGCGGCGGCGGGAUGUGGAAGCUGGGCCGGAGCCGGGUGCUGCUGGACGAGGCCCCGGAGGAGGACGACGCGCCGCGGGCCGAGUGUCCGGCGGCGGGCGGCGCGGCGGGGGCGGCGGCGGCGGCGGCGCAGGUGAGCGGCCAAGGAGCAGGUUUCCGAGGCUGGAAGGAAGUGAGUUCUCUGUUUAAUAAGGACGACGAGCAGCAUCUGCUGGAAAGAUGUAAAUCCCCCAAGUCUAAAGUAGCUAACUUACGAUUAAAAGAAGAAUUGAAGGCAGAAAAGAAACCUGGAUUUUGGGACAAUCUGGUGUUGAAACAGAGUUCACAGCCCAAGAAGCCAGAUGAGAUCGAAGGUUGGGAGCCUCCGAAACUUUCUCUUGAAGAUGUGGCCAUGGAUGUGGGUGACACUGUGAGUGACUGUGCUCCCCGGCUGGACUGGGAAGAAGAUGGGAAGGCCUCCAACAAGUACACCAGCCUGGCUGGCUCCGGAAGCAGCUCGCGCUGGGGCCUGCGGUCGGCAGGGAAGCUGGUCGGCAUCCGCAGGCCGAGCAGAGGCCACCUGACGGACAGCUGGGAGGGGCUGGAGUGAGCGUGAGCUGUGGCCCGGCACCUCUCCUGCUUACCGCCCACUGUGGUGUCUUUCCUCCCCUCUGUGCCUCCUUCCUUCCUCCUCUCGCUGAACUAGAAAGCCCAGUAGUGUCUGCGACUCCUCCACAAGACAGGGACUGGACACUCGGAUGCCUUACUAAGAAGCACUCACCUCAGCUUGGGCUGCUGAAGCUGGGUGUUGGUCUAGCUGCCCCAUGAAAGCUCUUUCCCUGGGGCGGUCUUCAUGCUGCCUCAUAGCCUACAUUGCUUCUUCCUGCAUAGAGACAGGGAAUGGAGCAGUGAACGCACACAUGCCUAUGGCCAGGAACUUGCAGUCUAGCUGUCAGAUGAUCUUCCAGUGGUCACAGCAAAUCAUAUUUAGUUGCAGAUCAC
This is a messenger RNA of Suncus etruscus (white-toothed pygmy shrew), 988 nucleotides long. It is a transcript of the gene TDRP, whose product is annotated as testis development related protein. Gene Ontology annotation, cellular component: nucleus; cytosol. Gene Ontology annotation, biological process: spermatogenesis. Lineage: Eukaryota; Metazoa; Chordata; Mammalia; Eulipotyphla; Soricidae. The record is from RefSeq and is a predicted model, not a curated record. Bases 21 to 596 code for a protein of 191 amino acids. The transcript is spliced from 3 exons.